Molecule: messenger RNA, 7001 nt
Organism: Sus scrofa (pig)
Lineage: Eukaryota; Metazoa; Chordata; Mammalia; Artiodactyla; Suidae
Source: RefSeq, a predicted model, not a curated record
GGCCACUGAGGGCCUCAAGCAGGGGACCAGCUGCAGACCCGCGGAGACGCGGGGUCGAGCGCGGGAGGCGGGGCUGGGGGCACGGGACCGGGAGCUCCCGCGGCUGGCGGGACUUCCGCCACGGGACCCGGAAGCGGCCGCGCAGCGGCUGGUGGGAGUUGUAGUCCGGCCGUGGUUUGGGGGGGCCCGCGGCUCAUGCGCGGUGCACCGAGGCUUGUUUCACAUCUGUAACAACAGGAGGAGGCCCAGCCUCGUGAUGAGGAAUAGCAAAGAGAGAAUUCAGCUCCAGUUUAAAAGCCUUCAAAAUCUGAGACUGUCACUGCUCUUGUAAGGAUUCCAGCUUUCACUCCUGGCCAGAAAUGUUCAGCCUGGACUCAUUCAGAAAAGAUCGGGCCCAGCACAGGCAGCGUCAGUGCAAACUUCCCCCACCCCGUCUUCCACCCAUGUGUGUCAACCCUGCCCCUGGAGGGACCAUCUCUCGAGGCAGAGGAGUCAACUUUCUCUCCCCAGAGAAUGGAGAUUGGAGGAGAAGACUUAAUGUUGGUGGAAAUGAAGGGGGUCAUGCUUGAACCCCUCUAACUUUCUUCGGGGUCCUCUAAAGCAGCAGUUGGCAAACUUUCAGGAUCAUAGAGUAAACAUUCCAGGCUUUGCAGGCCAUAUGGUUUCUCUUGGAGCUACUUAAUUUUGCCAUUACAGCAUGAAAGAGUAAUGAGAUGAUACAGACACAAAUGAGCAUGACUAUGUUCCCAAUAAACUUCAUAAAAACAGGCAGUUGGUGGAUUUGGUCUGCAGGCUACAAUUUGGCUGCCCGUGCUCCGGAUCAGUGGGGAUCACAGAACCAGAAGGGUUCCAAGACCUGGAUGGACUAAGAGUUGCCCUCAUUUUACAAAACAUGAUGAGAUUUGUGGAGGUGAAAUAUUUGCUCAUGGUGACACCAGCUAUUAGAAAUCAGAUGAAAUAAAUGAAAUAGGGAAAGGGGACAAAGAGCUCUCAGAAUCAACUAGCUGGUUGGCAUGGCCUGACCUUUUUUUUUUUUUUUUUUUUUUUUUUUUUAGGGCCGCACCCACCUGCGGCAUAUGGAGAUUCCCAGGCUAGGGGUCUAAUUGGAGCUACAGCUGCUGGCCUGCACCACAGCAAUGCAGGAUCUGAGCUGAGUCUGCGACCUACACCACAGCUCACGGCAACAAUGGAUCCUUAACCCUACUGAGUGAGGCCAGGAAUCAAACCCGCAACAUCACGGUUCCUAGUCAGAUUCGUUUCUGCUGCACCACGAUGGGAACUCCUGACCUUUUUUUUUUUUUGUCAUAAAAUUUCAAACAUCUGUUUGAAAUAUGCUUUCUAAAAUAGAGAAAAUUGCAUAAUAAACCCCUGUGUACCUGCCAUCUGGUUGAACAAUGAACAGCUCACGGCCAGUCUUACUUUGUAUAUAUCCUUCCCCUUUGGCCUCUUUGGAACCAAAUCCCUGAAAUCACAGCAUUUCAACCUUAGCCUGACUCAGUGGCUGUCAGAGCAGAGUGCUAUUCCGAGGGCUUCCUGAAACAUCAAGAUGGGCCCAGGGCCUGCUUUCCAGGUGAGGUCUUUAUGUCUAGGCUCUUGCCUCCUUCAGCUUUCAGAUACCACAGUUUUUAGAAUUUGACCUUAGCUACUGCUGCCACUCCCAGGCUUGGUAAGCUUCUGUAUUCUUUUGAGGGAAUUUGGGCUGCUAACAAUCCUUGUAAAGUACUCCUGAAGCUGGGUAGAUGCCUCAGCUUUUGGCAAAUUAAAGUGCCACUUGGCCAAAUUCAAAGCCCUUGUAGAAUCGUAUUCUGUCCCAGGCAUCUUGCCAUCCCAAUAUGGUUGAUCUAGGUAGGGGUGUUUGACACAAACGGUAGUGUCCCCUUGUAAGGUUAGACCACUGCUGCCAAGGCCACUGUCUCUUUUUCCCUUCUCCUGGUAAGAACCCACUGAGUAGGGAAUGGAGGAGCAGGAGUUGAAGUUGUCCCAUCCUGCUCUGGGUCGUCUUCUAAGAGACCUGUCCCUUGUUGUCUCAGACCUCAGAGGGCGGACAUUUCUAUCAGAGCACUCUGCAAAGCCCUCUUCCAAAUAUUCCUAUUUUAUCUUAACUGCAGCCUUACCAAAUGAGUAGAGCAAGUUUAUCCAAAUUUUCCCAAUUGAUAAAAUGGCCCAAGGUUCACAGCUGGCAAGUGAUAGAGUGGAGACUAAGGCCAAACAUUAGGACUCAAAUUCCGUAUUCUUGCCAUAGGCCAGCGAGUCAGAGUGUGAUUCCAGACUGGCAGCCUCAGUAGUAUCCGGAGACUUCUUAAAAAUGCAGGUCUUGGGCCCCACUCCAGACCUAAUGAAUGAGAAACUCUGUAGGGGGUAGCUCUCAGCAAUGUUUUGAUAAGCUCUCCAUAGCAAUUAAAUCUUGAAUUAUAAAACAAACCCCUCCUUCCUAGCUAAACCCCAACUGCACCGCCAACCUCUGACCAAGGCCUCCUUCCAAGGGACUGAAUAUGUAAGAUCCUUGCUAUCACUGCCUUUGCUGAACUGCCCCAGGUUGCAGAUUCAGUCUGACCCCAAACCCUACUCCUCAGUGCCAGAAAGGCUGAAGAGGAAUGAGCCUGGCUAGAACCCAGGUGUAGUAGUUUGGGAGCAGAACCCCAUCUGGCUUUCAGACAAGUACAGAACAGCAGCUUCAGACAGUCACUGCUGGACCAGCUCAGUUCUUGAGCAGUGUCGAAGUUGGUACUCCUCACCUUUGACUCUAGGUCUGGAUGCGAAAUCUGGUUUGCUUGUGUUCAGGAGUUUUUUCCUGUCCGAGCUCCACAUUCAUACCCAGAUUUCUUUUGUAAGCCAUUAGAUGAAGUGGCUGUGCCUCAGCUUAGCAAUUAUUUUACACUCUGCUGUCCAGAGUGCAAAACCAAUUUGCCAGGGCAGGGAACUAAAGGUUCAUUUCCUUGGAUGGACAUUGAGCUAAGGCCUGCGCUAUUUCCCAAAAAACCCCUCUCUCUUCCAGCCUCAGAUUCAGAUGAUGAGUCUAUGGGCUUGGAUUUAGUUGGGGAGUAAUUUUGGCACGGUCUCAGUCCAGGCCCGUUUGGCUCAUCGGCUGACUGCAGCUUGAGGCGCCAGAGGCCUUGGGCAGUGAGGGGCGGGAGCCUUCUUGGCUCGGCUCCGGGGUCCGCCCGUCCGGCAGGGGGCGCGCGGUGCCCGGGCGGCCCGCUCUUGCCCUUCUACCCUGUCCCUGCUGGGCUCCUGAGUCGCGGGGGCCGGCGGGAGCGAGAUGGCGGCCGCCAGGAGACUCAUGGCGCUGGCCGCCGGCGUCUCUCCGCGCCUUCGGCCGCCGGGUCCCCGCGCCACCGGGCGACACGGACGCUCGCGCGGCCUCUCGACAGGCUGCGCCCGCCCCGGCUGCUCCAAGGAGGCCGCAGAGGUCGAGGCCGGGGUGGCCCCUGGCGGGCCUGGGGAAGGCGACGGAAGCAUGGUGAACGCUUCUAGGGACCUAUUAAAAGAGUUUCCACAGCCCAAAAAUCUUCUCAACAGUGUGAUUGGAAGAGCCCUUGGCAUCUCACACGCAAAAGACAAAUUGGUCUACGUGCACACAAAUGGACCGAAGAAAAAGAAAGUCACCCUCCACAUAAAGUGGCCCAAGAGCGUGGAGGUAGAAGGCUAUGGCAGCAAGAAGAUCGACGCUGAGAGGCAGGCUGCAGCUGCGGCCUGCCAGCUGUUCAAGGGCUGGGGUCUCCUGGGUCCCCGGAAUGAGCUGUUUGAUGCAGCCAAAUACCGAGUGCUAGCCGAUCGCUUUGGCUCUCCGGCUGACAGCUGGUGGCGCCCAGAACCCACCAUGCCACCUACUUCCUGGCGGCAGCUGAAUCCUGAGAGCAUCCGGCCAGGGGGACCGGCAGGCCUAUCACGCACCUUGGGCCGGGAGGAAGAAGAGGAUGAAGAGGAAGAGCUGGAAGAGGGGACCAUUGAUGUCACUGAAUUUCUGUCUAUGACCCAGCAGGACUCCCACACCCCACUCAGGGACUCAAGGGGGGGUUCCUUUGAAAUGACAGAUGACGACAGUGCUAUUAGGGCUCUGACCCAGUUUCCGCUUCCCAAGAACCUUCUGGCCAAGGUUAUUCAGAUAGCAACAUCGUCCUCCACAGCCAAGAACCUCAUGCAAUUCCAUACUGUGGGCACCAAGACCAAGCUCUCCACCCUCACCCUACUCUGGCCCUGUCCCAUGACCUUUGUCGCUAAAGGGCGUCGCAAAGCAGAGGCAGAGAAUAAGGCAGCUGCCUUGGCUUGUAAGAAACUGAAGAGCCUGGGCCUGGUGGACCGGAACAAUGAGCCGCUUACCCAUGCCAUGUAUAACCUGGCCUCCUUGCGCGAGUUGGGCGAGACCCAGCGCCGGCCGUGUACCAUCCAGGUGCCUGAGCCCAUCCUCCGCAAGAUAGAGACCUUCCUGAACCAUUACCCCGUGGACAAUUCAUGGAUUUCCCCAGAGCUCCGGCUGCAGGGUGACGACAUCUUGCCCUUGGGCAAGGACUCAGGGCCCCUGAGUGACCCUAUCACAGGCAAGCCCUACGUGCCCUUGUCUGAAGCUGAGGAGCUGCGACUGAGUCAGAACCUGCUGGAGCUGUGGCGACGGCGAGGGCCGGUCUGGCAGGAAGCCCCCCAGCUCCCUGUGGACCCUCAUCGGGACACUAUCCUCAAUGCCAUCGAGCAGCACCCGGUGGUGGUCAUUGCCGGUGACACGGGCUGUGGGAAAACCACGCGCAUCCCCCAGCUGCUGCUGGAGCGCUACGUGACCGAGGGCCGAGGCGCACGCUGCAACGUGAUCAUCACCCAGCCGCGCCGCAUCUCGGCUGUGUCCGUGGCACAGCGGGUCAGCCAUGAACUGGGCCCCUCCCUGCGCCGGAACGUGGGCUUCCAGGUGCGGUUGGAGAGCAAGCCUCCGGCGCGAGGUGGGGCCCUGCUCUUCUGCACCGUGGGCAUCCUGCUGCGGAAGCUGCAGAGCAACCCCAGCCUGGAGGGUGUGAGCCACGUCAUUGUGGAUGAGGUGCACGAGCGGGACGUGAACACGGACUUCCUGCUAAUCCUGCUCAAGGGCCUGCAGCGGCUCAACCCAGCCCUGCGGCUGGUGCUCAUGAGUGCCACCGGCGAUAAUGAGCGCUUUUCCCGCUACUUUGGUGGCUGCCCUGUCAUCAAGGUGCCCGGCUUCAUGUACCCCGUUAAGGAGCACUACCUGGAGGACAUCCUGGCCAAGCUGGGCAAGCACCAGUACCCACACAGGCACCGGCACCAUGAGUCUGAGGAUGAAUGUGCUCUUGAUUUGGACCUCGUCACUGAUCUCGUUCUGCACAUUGAUGCCCGCGGGGAGCCAGGUGGGAUCCUCUGCUUCCUGCCUGGCUGGCAGGAGAUCAAAGGAGUGCAGCAACGCCUCCAGGAGGCCCUGGGCAUGCAUGAGAGCAAGUACCUCAUCCUGCCAGUGCACUCCAACAUCCCCAUGAUGGACCAGAAGGCCAUAUUCCAGCAGCCUCCUGUCGGGGUGCGCAAGAUUGUCUUGGCCACCAACAUUGCCGAGACUUCCAUCACAAUCAAUGACAUCGUGCACGUGGUAGACAGUGGUCUGCACAAGGAGGAACGCUACGACCUGAAGACCAAGGUGUCCUGCUUGGAGACUGUGUGGGUGUCACGAGCCAAUGUGAUCCAGCGCCGGGGCCGGGCAGGCCGCUGCCAGUCAGGCUUUGCCUAUCACCUCUUCCCGAGGAGCCGGCUGGAGAAGAUGGUCCCUUUCCAGGUGCCAGAAAUCCUGCGCACACCCCUCGAGAACCUGGUGCUGCAAGCCAAGAUCCACAUGCCUGAGAAGACGGCAGUGGAGUUCCUCUCCAAGGCUGUGGACAGUCCAAACAUCAAAGCAGUGGAUGAGGCUGUGAUCCUGCUCCAAGAGAUUGGGGUGCUGGACCAGCGGGAGUACCUGACCACCCUGGGGCAGCGCCUGGCUCACAUCUCCACCGACCCACGGUUGGCCAAGGCCAUAGUGCUGGCCGCCAUCUUCCGUUGCCUCCACCCGCUGCUAGUGGUUGUUUCCUGCCUCACCCGAGACCCCUUCAGCAGCAGCCUGCAGAACCGGGCGGAGGUGGACAAGGUGAAGGCGCUGUUGAGCCACGACAGUGGCAGUGACCACCUGGCCUUCGUGCGGGCUGUGUCUGGCUGGGAGGAGGUGCUGCGUUGGCAGGACCGCAGCUCCCGGGAGAACUACCUGGAGGAAAACCUGCUCUACGCGCCCAGCCUGCGCUUCAUUCAUGGACUCAUCAAGCAGUUCUCAGAGAACAUAUAUGAGGCUUUCCUGGUAGGGAAGCCCUCAGACUGCACGCUGGCCUCUGCCCAGUGCAAUGAGUACAGUGAAGAGGAGGAGCUGGUGAAGGGUGUACUGAUGGCGGGUCUCUACCCCAACCUCAUCCAGGUGAGGCAAGGCAAGGUGACCCGGCAGGGCAAGUUCAAGCCCAACAGUGUCACUUACAGGACCAAAUCUGGCAACAUCUUGCUGCACAAGUCGACCAUUAACAGGGAGGCCACACGACUACGGAGCCGAUGGCUGACGUAUUUCAUGGCCGUCAAGUCCAAUGGCAGCGUCUUCGUUCGGGACUCCUCCCAGGUGCACCCACUGGCUGUGCUGCUACUGACAGAUGGGGACGUCCACAUCCGUGAUGACGGGCGCCGGGCCACCAUCUCCCUCAGUGACAGCGACCUGCUAAGGCUGGAGGGCGACUCACGUACCGUGCGGCUGCUGCGGGAGCUGCGCCGGGCCCUGGGCCGCAUGGUGGAGCGGAGCCUGCGUAGUGAGCUGGCUACCCUGCCGCCCUGUGUGCAACAGGAACAUGGGCAGCUGCUGGCCCUGCUGGCAGAGCUGCUGCGCGGGCCCUGUGGCAGCUUUGAUGUGCGCAAGACAGCUGAUGACUGAGCCCCGUGUCUGCUGGGGCCAUGUACAGAGUGAAAAUGUUUAUUUAAAAUAAAGUUCUAUUUAUCCCUUGUGA